AUGUCGAACGUUCACUUCCCUUACUCCAAGGCGCCUCUGCGCACGAUCAAGGAGAUCCAGUUCGGCCUUUUUUCUCCCGAGGAGGUCAAGCGGAUGAGUGUGGUUCAUAUCGAAUACCCGGAGACCCUGGACGAGACACGGAUGCGACCGAGGACUAAGGGUGUCAACGACUCCCGUCUGGGAACAAUCGAUCGCCAGUACAACUGUGAGACUUGCGAGGAAGGUCCCAAGGAAUGUCCUGGACACUUUGGUCACAUCGAAUUGGCAUCUCCGGUCUUCCACAUAGGUUUCGUGACCAAAAUCAAGAAGCUUCUGGAGACUGUUUGCCACAACUGUGGAAAGAUUAAAGUUGGAGCGGAUAACGCCAAGUUUUUGGAAGCUAUCCGUAUACGAGACCCGAAACGGCGAUUUGACGCAAUCUGGAGAGCCUCGAAAGAUAUCAACAUUUGCGAGACUGACCCUUCCCCGGAUGAGGAAGAGGAAGCUUUGAAAGAUGGGAAGAAGCGUUAUUUCCACGGUGGCUGUGGUAACGCUCAGCCUACUGUGCGCAAGGAGGGUAUUAGUCUUGUGGGCACUUGGAAGCCAAGCAAGAGCAUGAUGGAGGACGAUGCCACCGCACAACCCGAAAAGAAGGUCAUCACUCCUGCCAUGGCACUGAACAUCUUCCGCAACAUCUCACAUGAGGAUGUCCGGAUCAUGGGCUUGAGUAAUGAUUAUGCUCGGCCUGAGUGGAUGAUUCUGACCGUGCUUCCCGUUCCGCCCCCGACUGUUCGCCCAAGCGUCGUGAUGGGGUCAAGCAGCGGCUCCCGCGGUGAGGAUGAUUUGACGUACAAAUUGGCAGAAAUUGUCCGAGCCAACCAAAGCGUCCAGCGAUGCGAGCAAGAGGGCGCUCCCGAGCACGUCACACGCGAAUUUGAGUCACUACUGCAGUAUCACAUUGCCACAUACAUGGACAAUGAUAUUGCAGGACAGCCCAAAGCAAUGCAGAAAGGAAACCGCCCAGUCAAGGCUCUCCGCAGUCGUUUGAAGGGUAAGGAGGGUCGUCUGCGUCAAAACUUGAUGGGCAAGCGUGUCGACUUUUCAGCCCGUACUGUCAUUACCGGUGAUCCCAACCUGUCCUUGGAUGAAGUUGGUGUGCCGUAUUCGACGGCAAAAAUCUUGACCUAUCCCGAGGUCGUCACUCCCUACAACAUCGAGAAGCUUCAGAAGCUGGUAUCCAACGGACCUUUGAUCCACCCAGGUGCUCGGUACAUUGUCCGUGACACCGGCGAGCGUAUCGAUCUGCGUCAUGCUAAGCGUGCUGGUACUCAACAACUUCUUUAUGGCUGGAAAGUCGAGCGUCAUCUCGAUAACGGGGAUGUCAUUCUGUUCAACCGACAACCAUCUCUACACAAGGAAAGUAUGAUGGGUCACCGCGUACGCGUCAUGCCUUUCUCAACUUUCCGGCUGAAUUUGUCGGUUACGACGCCGUACAACGCUGAUUUCGAUGGUGAUGAGAUGAAUUUGCACGUGCCACAAAGCGAAGAAUCGCGCGCUGAGCUGGCUGAGCUCGCUCUUGUUCCUAAAAACAUUGUCUCGCCUCAGCGUAACGGGCCUCUUAUGGGAAUCGUGCAGGACACCCUGUGCGGUAUUUACAAGAUUUGUCGUCGUGAUAUCUUCCUCGCCAAAGAGCAUGUUAUGAACAUCAUGCUGUGGGUUCCAAACUGGGACGGCGUGAUUCCUCCACCUGCUAUUAUGAAGCCCCGACCUCGCUGGACUGGCAAACAGAUCAUUAGCAUGGCUUUCCCUACCGGUCUGAAUCUUGUCCGCGUUGACAAGGACAGCGCGCCAGCGUCUGAGAAGUUCAGUCCCCUUAAUGACGGUGGUCUGCUGAUCCAGGGCGGUCAGUUGAUGUAUGGAAUGCUCUCAAAGAAGACAGUCGGUGCCAGCGGAGGUGGUGUCAUUCACACCAUCUUCAAUGAGUACGGCGCGGACACUUGUGUUGGUUUCUUCAACGGAGCUCAAACCAUCGUCAAUUAUUGGCUUCUGCACCACGGUUUCAGUAUUGGUAUUGGUGACACGAUUCCGGAUCGCAAGACAAUUGAGAAAAUUGAGGAAGCUGUCAGGGAACGGAAGCAAGAGGUUCAGGAAAUCACUGCUAGUGCUACUGACAACACUCUGGAAGCCCUCCCUGGUAUGAACGUCCGUGAGACCUUCGAGAGUAAGGUUUCGCGUGCUCUGAACAACGCUCGUGACGAGGCUGGUUCUGCCACGGAGCGGGGACUGAAGGACCUGAACAACGCUAUCCAAAUGGCUCGCUCAGGCUCCAAGGGCUCGACUAUUAACAUCUCCCAAAUGACUGCGGUCGUUGGUCAGCAAUCGGUUGAGGGCAAGCGUAUUCCAUUUGGAUUUGCGUACCGUACCUUGCCUCACUUCACCAAAGACGACUACUCGCCCGAGUCUCGAGGUUUCGUUGAAAACUCCUAUCUCCGUGGUCUUACUGCGACCGAGUUCUUCUUCCACGCCAUGGCCGGUCGUGAAGGUCUCAUUGAUACCGCAGUCAAGACUGCUGAAACUGGUUACAUUCAGCGAAAGCUUGUCAAGGCUUUGGAAGAAGUUAUGGUCAAGUACGAUGGCACCGUUCGUAACUCUCUGGGCGACAUCAUUCAAUUCAUUUAUGGAGAAGAUGGUCUUGAUGGAGUCCACAUUGAGAACCAACCAGUGGAUAUUAUUCGCUGCUCCGAUGAAAAGAUGCGUCAACGCUUCCGUGUGGAUGUCAUGGAUCCUGAGAUGUCACUGGGCCCUGAAGUCUUGGAACAGGCCAAUGAAAUUGCUGGUGAUAUUGAAGUUCAGCGCUACUUCGAUGAGGAAUGGGAGGCCUUGUUGGAGUCCCGUGCGUUCCUCCGUACUGUGGCCAAGGAGGACGAAGAGAUGAUGCAACUGCCGAUCAACGUCCGCAGAAUCCUGGAGAUGGCUCGAUCAACCUUCCGCAUCCGCGAGGGCACUAUCAGUGACCUCCACCCUGCGGAGGUGAUUCCACAGGUGCAGGCCCUGCUUGAUCGCCUUGUGGUCGUGCGUGGCGACGACCCAAUUUCCCAAGAAGCCGACUACAAUUCAACCUUGCUGUUCAAGGCUCAGCUCCGGUCCCGCCUUGCUUUCAAGCGACUGGUGACGGAGUAUUCGUUGAACAAGCUUGCAUUCCAGCACGUUCUUGGUGCCAUUGAAAAUCGCUUCGCCCGUGCGGCAGCAAACCCUGGUGAAAUGGUGGGUGUGCUCGCGGCUCAAAGUAUCGGAGAGCCUGCCACCCAGAUGACUCUCAACACUUUCCAUUUCGCUGGUGUCUCGUCUAAGAACGUCACUUUGGGUGUGCCUCGUUUGAAGGAAAUUCUGAACGUGGCUACCAAUAUCAAGACGCCUUCGAUGACUGUCUACCAAGAGGGGGACAACACUUAUCGCAAGGAGGGUGCCAAGCAGCUACGAAGUCUUGUCGAGCAUACAAGCUUGCGAUCCGUUACCGAAGCAACUGAAAUUUACUACGAUCCGGACAUUCAGUCAACAGUCAUUGAGAACGAUCGCGAUAUGGUCGAGUCCUACUUCAUCAUUCCCGAGGAGGUUGAAGGUGACCUUGCGAAUCAAUCGAAAUGGCUGCUCCGCAUCAUCCUCAGUAGACCCAAGUUGCUUGACAAGGGUCUCACUGUUCAAGAUGUUGCUAACAGGAUCAAGAAGGCGUACAAGGAUGACAUCGCUGUGAUUUUCAGCGAUAACAACGCUGACGAGCAGGUCAUUCGUAUCCGGCAAGUUCAACAUCACAAAGAAGAAGAGGACGAUGAUGAUGUUGAAUAUGACGUGACUUUGAAGAAGCUUGAACAGCACCUUCUCGAUACGCUCACUCUUCGUGGUGUUCCUGGUGUUGAACGUGCUUUCAUCAACGAGAGGGGCAAGGUCCGUGUCACUGAGGAUGGUGCUCUACUCAUGAGCAAGACGGAUCCUCUCUGCAAGGAUUGGGUUCUCGAGACCAGUGGCUCUUCUCUUGCACCGGUCCUCGCCAUUCCUGGGGUUGACGCUACCCGAACUUAUUCAAAUCAGUUUAUCGAGAUUUUCGAAGUCUUUGGUAUCGAGGCUGCGCGAACCGCUGUUUUGCGCGAAUUGACCCAAGUCUUGGCCUUUGACGGAUCAUACGUCAAUCACCGCCACUUGGCUCUCCUAGUCGAUGUGAUGACCCAGCGUGGUUACUUGACCCCUGUCACUCGUCAUGGUAUCAACCGUGCCGACAAUGGUGCUCUGAUGCGCUGCUCCUUCGAAGAGACUGUCGAAAUUCUUUUGGAGGCUGCUGCCUUCGGUGAGCUUGACGAUUGCCGCGGCGUCUCCGAGAAUCUGAUUCUCGGCCAGAUGGCACCUGCUGGCACGGGAGAGUUUGACGUGUAUCUGGACCAGAACUUGCUCAACACGGUUGUUUCGAACAAUGCGCGCUUCGCCCUCAUGGGCGGUGUCGGAGCAAAGGAUGCCAUCAUCUCUGACGGUGCAGCGACCCAAUAUGACAGCGGAUCGCCAAUGCCCAGUUCUCCAUACUUGGACGAUUCCGAUCCUGAGUCGAGGUUCUCGCCCAUUGCACAAGGGGGUGCGGAGUCUCCCAGAGGCUUCCCCAAAUACCAGCCCGCCGAUGGAUUUGGAGGUUUAAGCCCCCUCGGACGCAGCCCUGGGCAGGCAUAUUCUCCUACCAGUCCCUUCAACACCAGCGCCGCCUCCCCGAUGUGGUCACCAAGCUCCACUGCUUACUCUCCUACAUCUCCUGGCAUCAGCAGUCCAGGCUUUACAUCUCCUCGAAUGUCGCCCACGUCGCCAUCGAGCCCUCAAUUCGUGAUCACCUCCCCGGCGUAUUCACCAUCUUCACCUGCAGGAGCGUCGCCUUCAUACUCUCCUACUUCUCCAACCUACAGUCCAUCAUCUCCAAACUUCAGUCCGGCCUCACCGGCCUUUAGUCUGACUUCUCCUGAGUACAGUCCGACCAGCCCUGCUCUUGGUGGUGGUCGGCACUUCUCACCCACUUCGCCUGCCUCGCCAACAUCACCCAAAUGGAGCCCAACAUCUCCAUCGUGGUCAUCAGCGCAACCUGAGGCAUACUCGCCCACCUCUCCCAAGUUUUCUGGUUCUCCUACGUCGCCCGCGGCUGCAUACAGCCCCAGUUCGCCGGAGUUCCACAGUCCAACGUCUCCCCGCCAGAAAUAA
Molecule: messenger RNA, 5205 nt
Organism: Penicillium oxalicum
Lineage: Eukaryota; Fungi; Ascomycota; Eurotiomycetes; Eurotiales; Aspergillaceae
Product: DNA-directed RNA polymerase II subunit RPB1
Exons: 5
Coding region: 1-5205 (1734 amino acids)
Biological process (GO): transcription by RNA polymerase II
Cellular component (GO): RNA polymerase II, core complex
Molecular function (GO): DNA binding
Source: RefSeq, a predicted model, not a curated record